Messenger RNA from Pseudovirgaria hyperparasitica, 1470 nucleotides. RefSeq lists its product as uncharacterized. Bases 103 to 1116 code for a protein of 337 amino acids. Gene Ontology annotation, molecular function: holocytochrome-c synthase activity. The transcript has 2 exons. Gene Ontology annotation, biological process: cytochrome c-heme linkage. Lineage: Eukaryota; Fungi; Ascomycota; Dothideomycetes; Acrospermales; Acrospermaceae. The record is from RefSeq and is a predicted model, not a curated record. Gene Ontology annotation, cellular component: mitochondrion.
CAGCCUUGUUCGCCUCGUCGCGAAUCUUCAUUGUAUCUCAUCUUCUUCCAUAUACAGUUCUAAUUACUGCCAAAAAUCAUCUGAUUCAAGCAUUCUAUCACCAUGGGCUGGUUCUGGGCAGAUACAACCCCUACGGCAUCUCGCAUUCCGCCUCAUCCCAUGCCCUCCUCCGACGCCUCUCCUCCUCCCGGCUGUCCAAUGCAUAAUCCCUCUAAUCCUUCACCUCCUUCAACUGUAUCAUCAACUACACCGUCCAGCGCAUGCCCCUAUACACCACCCGACAAAACGCUCUCCGCAAUAACUCCCGCCACCCAAACACCACCUCCCCCUGAAUCCUCGCAACCUCGCUCGACCCUCUCCAAACUAAAUCCCCUCAACUACAUGUUCUCCGAUCUGUCCCAGUCUCGCGCGCCCAAUCAAACCACCGCCCUCCCCACCUCCCGCGAAGCCUCCACCAUCCCGCGCGGCGACGGCAGCGGAACAUGGGAAUACCCCUCCCCCCAACAAAUGUACAACGCCAUGCUGCGCAAAGGCUACACGGACACUCCAUCAGACGCCGUCGAAUCCAUGGUCGCCGUGCACAACUUCCUCAACGAGGGCGCCUGGGGCGAGAUCAUCGAAUGGGAGCGGCGCUUCGGGCGCGGGCUCGCGCACGGCUGGCGCGCAUGUGCGCGCGGCGAAGACGGCAGCGUACAUGGCGCGAUGCUGGGCACGGGGGAGUGGGAGGACAAGAGCGUCCCGGAGCCGCGGCUGGUGCGGUUCAUGGGCCGGCCGUCGGAGCGCACGCCGAAAGCCAGUCUGAUCCAGGCGCUGGGGUGGGCGUGGCCGAGUCGGUUUGCGAGCGAGGCGCCGUUUGAUCGGCAUGAUUGGUUUGUGCGGAGGUGUGAUGAGGAGGGCAGGUGUCGCGAGGUGAGGUAUGUGAUUGAUUACUAUGAGGGGGCUGAGGACGAAGAGACGGGCAUGCCGGUGUUCCAUCUGGACGUGCGGCCGGCGGUGGAUGGGCCGACGCAAGCGUGUGAGAGGUUGAUGCGGUGGGGUGGCGAUAUAUGGUGGAGGGCGAGCGGUGGGGUAACGAGGGAGUUACAGAAGGCCCAGGAGGCGAAGGCAAAGUCGUAAACGCAUUCGUCAGGUGGACUGUAUGAUAUAUAGGGAUGGGAAUGGUGUGUUCCUGUCAUGGAUUACGGCUUUUUUACUCUGAUGGGAACCGGUAAUGUGUAUCACGAUAUGCGGGCGCUUUGACUCAUCAUAGUUUACUCUUAUUUCUUGUAGAUUCUUCUCCUACAUACCUUAGUAUAACGAACCCGGUCUACACUCUCGAUCACUACGCUCCAGUAUCUUCGGAAGGGCGAUCGUACUUGUGCUCAUGCCGCUGCACGCAUUCAACGUACAACGUGUCAAUUCACGCACAGUCACCGCAGUCCGCGUAGGAGAGUCAUCAGAUUCAUUCACUAAAGAAAAUACAUAUGGAAC